Daldinia vernicosa is the source of this 1336-nucleotide messenger RNA. RefSeq lists its product as uncharacterized. The transcript has a single exon. The record is from RefSeq and is a predicted model, not a curated record. Bases 299 to 1150 code for a protein of 283 amino acids. Lineage: Eukaryota; Fungi; Ascomycota; Sordariomycetes; Xylariales; Hypoxylaceae.
GUCACCAGCCUAAAUGAAGAUCUACGCCAAGGUGAAAAGGGAAUAUGCUAUUUAUUUGACAUAUACCUCGAUCUGAACAUGGUCUAGGUAGAUACCUCUUAGUUUUAUAUAGAACUAAACGUCGUUUGAGGGAUUCUAGUGAGAGUACGCCUCAGCUGACACGUCUUUGGUUACCCCCGGCACGAAGGAUUCCCUAGACACGCUUUUAACCUCCCAGCACAGAUACCAUCUUCAGUCCAACCUAUAUUAUUCAUCGGCAUAUGUCAAUAAGAAUUAGGUAGUUACAAAAAGGUUAAGAAUGGACGACGCUUCGUUUAACAUAUAUCUAGACGAGGUCGGAGACGAAGGUAGUGGUUAUCAUAUUCGCAACGAUCCUAAUCCAUCGCGACGGUAUCAGCGAGAAACCGUCACUGAACAGCGCGGGGCUGUCGCUAUCCGCUGCAAGUCUCGAGAGGUUAUUCACGGAUUCCUCGAUCCCGACUCUAACGAGUUCGCUACAUUACUUGUCUAUGACUUUAGUUUCAACGCCGUGAAGCCUGGGCGUCGCAUAACAGCUGCGACAAUCGCCUUGAAUUUUAGUAACUCGGCGCAAGGGGAGGCUCCUCCAAGAAUACAGAACCUUUUUCCGUUUGGUCAUUUUGUUAUGCUACCGACAACUCGACAAGAAUCAACAGCUCGCAGCGGUGAAAUUAAUGCAGGUAUCCAGUUUGGAGGGGAGUUAGGUGGUGCUCUGAAAUGGGAGAAAACAACCUCCUUCGACGCGAAUGAUGCAACAAUCUUGAAUGGAUCUACUGAAUGCGACGAUUUUGGCAACGAGAUCGGAGCUAGCUGGGUCUUACACGAGAACAGAUCAACGAAGACGGGGAUUCCAUCAUUCCUUCGAACCGCUAUACUUCUGAGGAGAGAAGAUGAUGACAAAUUCCAAUGUACCGCAGAAAUACAUGUAAAGGCGGACUGGAAAACUGAACUAGAGAAUUUCUUUGGCUCAAGAAGCAGCGAUGACCCUAUCCUCUUCGAUCCUGAGAAGAAGCCGACGAACAACCUAAACAAAGCCGGAUAUCCUCUAGAGAAUCUUGCGUCAGUUGACUUAAAAAAGCUAUCUGAUGUUACAUUUCACCAUUUGCUGGAAGACGUGAUUAAGAAGGGCUAAACGAAGAGGUGGUGUGAAAUAUCUAGGUGUUUAGGAGGUAUCUCACGUAUACGCAAGCGCGAACGGGUAACGCAGCUAGUCUCACGUAUAAAAAGAGAAAUUAACGACAGACAUAAACACUCAUCUACUCAUCUACUUACUAGUUGAAUCAUAAUAUCAUGACUCUUUUAACUUCUGAAUUAUAAA